CCUGGACUGGGGCGGAGAGAGCGGUGGCGGGGCAAGAGCCCGGUUAAGCAAGCUGAACAGACGGCUAAGUCAAGGCGCCAAAAGGUUUCUCUAAGCUUUCUCUAAGCGCGCCCAAGGCGCCUCAACCAACUCAGCCGAAUCCUUCCUUCCUUCCUUCCUUCCUUCCUUAUCCUUCCUUCCCUCCUUCCUUCGUUCCUGCCCUGCUUUUACUGCGCAGACCUAAGCUACGAAUGCCAUUCCCCGGCGGCUUAUGGUGGCUGCUGUGCUGCAGGCAAGGUUUCACCUUGCUGCGACGUGACUACUGUGAGGCAAGCAAGGGGGUAGCCAGUGAAGACGAAGUUGUUGAAGAAUCCUUUGAAUUACGCAGGCAAGGCGAUGAGGACUCUACCUUGCAAGUGAACCUCACUCAACCCAGUCGUGCUAGCAGUUGUUCUGAAAGGUCUUUGCCAGUGACUGAAGAGACACACAGUCUUAUCACAGAGAACUGUGGAAGGAUGCAACAUGAACCUGAUGCUAUUGUGAAAGGCUGGUUGCAGAGAGAGGUUCGAGGAGGUAUUAAAACUCCCUGGCUGCGUCCUCGGAAAUACUGGUUUGUGUUGACAGAGGAUUCUCUAGAUUACUACAGCGGGUGUGAAGUGAGCGCCCCACGCCUUGGAUCCCUUGUUCUCACCAGCCUCUGCUCUGUGCUGUGGCCUGACAAGCAAACCUAUAAGGAAACAGGCUACUGGGCAGUGACAGUUUUUGGCAGAAAGCACUGCUACCGACUCUAUACAGAACACUUAAAUGAAGCUGUACAUUGGGUUUGUGCUUUGCAGAAGGUUAUCAUCAGCAAGGCCCCUUUGCAGACCCCCACACAGCUCCUCAUGAGUGACAUUGAGGAGAACCACAACAGCCCAGAAAUCUUGGAUCAAAUUUAUCGCAAUAAUCCCAUCCUAUGUUAUACAGCUGGCCCAAUUUAUGCACCUCUUCUGCCCUUCCCUUAUGCAGCUCAGGGUGGCCAAGGUUAUGCAGGGCUUCGUGAUGAAGCUGUCAAACUCUUCCAUUCACUACAACAGCUUGAAGAAUUGCGAGAUCCAAUCCUUCUCAUGCAGGGGGUGCUGCAAACUUGCCAUGACCUUCCAGCCCUGGUGGAUGAAAUAUUCUGCCAACUGGUGAAACAGACAACAGAGCCACCUAUUCCAGGGGCACCCACAGAUUUGCGCUAUUGGCAGCUGCUUGUGUGCAUGAGCUACACAUUUAUACCUUCUGUGCCUAUACUCUGCUAUUUGCAUCUGCAUCUGCAGCGGAUGGAGAAAAUGUUCCCAAGAUCACCAGUGACCCACUAUGGACAUUUAAUCACACAAGCCCUGCACAAAAGCAAAGGGCGGGAGUGUGUGCCCUCCUUGGAUGAGAUUGCAACACUAAUAGGAAGCCAGGAAAUCCCAAACUCAACGCAUUGUCCUGAUACUACUACUACCUGUUAUGUAGCCAUCACAUCUAAUGCUACAGCCCAGAAGCAUGUUUGACACCGUGACGUUUGCAGCACUGAGUACUUUCCUACUGGACAUUACUAGGCCUUUUGUCAUCCCCCCCUUUGUCACCUUAUCCCAGGUGACUCAAGAACUGAUGUUGCAUUUGGGUGUGACCUAUAUCCCCAACUUACUUAUUUUCCACAUGGAGAACUGGCAGCAUAAGCAAUCCUGUUCAAAGAAUGUAUUAAAUAUUUUUAUCAGGAUCUUUUUUGUUAGGGCACUGUCUGUUGGUCUUUGGAUCUUCUUUGGCCAAGCAAUAAAUAGAGAAGCAAGAACAUCUGCACAGUGGUACCCUGAAGACUAUUUUUCUGAUAUGGGCCAUCAUGAACAAUCAGAAGAAAUGAAGUACGGGACAACUGAAGAUCAUGGAAGCCUCUUUGAACAAGUCUGGAAAAAAAUUAGUUCUGCCCUUUCCAGGGUAUUUUCAGAUGCAGCAUCAACAGACAAGCAUGUUCAACAUCAAGAACUCCCAGUAAUCACAUGAACAGGGAAAUAUUCCCCAAAAUACCAGUGGUAGAAUUUUGAGUUGACUCCUAGGUAUCCUGUCAGGUGUCUUGGAUCAUCAUAUAUUCUGUUCAUUUGAAAAGAAUAAUAAUGAUACUGUUUGCUCCUAAGGAGCUGAUAAACUAUGUCUUCUAUUCAGAGGAAUUCUGUUUUCCACAUCUGUUCUGAUUAAAUACGUUUUA
Ahaetulla prasina is the source of this 2197-nucleotide messenger RNA. RefSeq names its product pleckstrin homology, MyTH4 and FERM domain containing H3 (gene PLEKHH3). The record is from RefSeq and is a predicted model, not a curated record. Lineage: Eukaryota; Metazoa; Chordata; Lepidosauria; Squamata; Colubridae. The transcript has 11 exons. Gene Ontology annotation, cellular component: cytoskeleton. Bases 231 to 1505 code for a protein of 424 amino acids.